GCACACGUAGCUUGACGGCUGGAUUAGCGCCGGCACUAUCAAUGUCUGGGGUUCAUCGUUCGAUAACAGCUCGCUCUUUUCUCUCCCGAGUCCGAGUUCCAUCCCCCCAUACACAUCCAUACAACGUCAGGCAGAUGCUCGCCUUCAAGAACGCGUCGGGAAAGCGAAUCCGGACCAAGCCUUUUGUCUCCUCGAGGUCGAGGCAUGGCAACAUCCCUGCUGUCUUGCUGACACUUUGAAAACCGGGACCCUGCGGCUGGCUCCCCAUCACUUCUUGAUCCUAAUGUAUACAUGCGUCAGAGCUAAUUUGUACCUCUCGGGCCAUCUCAUGCCCUUAUAACGCGGUCUGUACGCUCAUCUCCUUUUCUCCUUGUCCUCGGUACCAGGUCCAUUGCCACUCUUUUCUUGAGCCUGUUCCGUGGACUACGCGUUCUGACUUAUCAUGCCUUUUGUUCACCAGUCGUGUCUCGUCUGUACGCGUCCCACUUCGAUGUGGUGCGGGAGGUGCCAUGCCGCCUGGUACUGCAGUCCUGAGCACUCGCACCAGGACUGGCUUCGCCAUAGGGAAGAGUGCAUCCCCUUGGAGUACCAGACCAUGUACAACGCGUCCCCUUCUGCACCCGUUGUUGCGAGCUUCUCGGACCCACCUCCGAACGACGUGGUCUUCGCCAUCCUCUUCCUCCCAGAAGAAGAGCGCCCCCGCAUGGUACGGAUUGCCUGCUCGGAGCCCAACAAGGCCUUCGGGGGCACCUGCCCCAUACCGCUCCUUGACCGCUACUUCCUCGCCGAAGAGCCCGACACCAUCGUCCUCACCCAGGGCCUCAACGGCGAGACGCUGCGCUACCCGAUGCACAUCUGGUUCUCCCCGCACAGCCUUCAGAAGGGCGCGCCCGUCAACCGCGCGAUCUUUCACAUCACGUCGGGCGCGGCGCCCAAGGCGUGGUGCGGGCCCGUCGUCGCGUUCAAGUUCAACGGCUCGCGACGGCAUGGGUACACGGACGCGGGCUCGAACGACCUGCCGGCGUUGUCGGCGUACUUCCUGGCGUACGAGUGAUCUCGUCGUCGUCGUUUCUGCAGAACGAGAUCUCCCGCUCUGCCGGCAAUCUUCGUCUCAUUUGCCGGUCUUCUGGCACCGGUUUUCUGCGCCCGCUCGCUUCAUAUAUUUGAUUCAUUCAACAUAGCAUAGUAUCAGUCGACCGUACUCCAUGGGUUUAAUAAUUGCGCCAAGGUGAACAAUGGCUUUUGUGUUCCCUUCCUGAUCUCAG
Molecule: messenger RNA, 1265 nt
Organism: Schizophyllum commune H4-8
Lineage: Eukaryota; Fungi; Basidiomycota; Agaricomycetes; Agaricales; Schizophyllaceae
Exons: 5
Coding region: 443-1054 (203 amino acids)
Source: RefSeq, a predicted model, not a curated record